Molecule: messenger RNA, 4426 nt
Organism: Magnolia sinica
Lineage: Eukaryota; Viridiplantae; Streptophyta; Magnoliopsida; Magnoliales; Magnoliaceae
Product: magnesium-chelatase subunit ChlH, chloroplastic
Exons: 4
Coding region: 111-4250 (1379 amino acids)
Biological process (GO): chlorophyll biosynthetic process
Cellular component (GO): chloroplast
Molecular function (GO): magnesium chelatase activity
Source: RefSeq, a predicted model, not a curated record
UUCCCCCAGCAGAGAAGAGAAGGAAAGAAGGAAGAGGGGGGGAAAAAAACAAAACCAAAGAGAAAAACCAGUCUUCCUUCUCUCUUAGGAAUUUCAGCAGUCAUAUUACAAUGGCGUCUCUCAUGUCUUCUCCUUUCACCAUACCAGCUGCGAAAACAGAACACUUCUCCUCCCUCACUCAAAAACAUUCCUUCCUCCACUCCUCUCUAUCCAAGAAGCAAAGACCCACCAGACCCAACUUCAGAGUAAGAUGUACUGCAAUUGGCAAUGGUCUAUUCACCCAAACGACGCCCGAGGUCCGUCGUAUCCUCCCUGACAAGAACCGCAACCUACCAACAGUCAAGAUCGUCUAUGUAGUCCUGGAAGCCCAAUACCAAUCAUCCCUCUCAGCUGCGGUCAGGACCCUCAAUGCCGAAAACCGCAACGCCUCCUUCGAAGUCGUGGGCUACUUAGUUGAAGAACUCCGUGACGAAUCGACUUACCAGACAUUCUGUAAGGACCUUGAGGAUGCCAACAUUUUCAUUGGGUCAUUGAUAUUCGUCGAGGAGCUUGCGUUGAAGGUGAAGGAUGCAGUCGAGAAGGAGCGAGACAGGAUGGAUGCCGUCCUCGUCUUCCCUUCGAUGCCUGAAGUAAUGCGGCUGAACAAGCUUGGUUCUUUCAGCAUGUCGCAGCUUGGGCAGUCAAAGAGCCCAUUUUUUCAGCUCUUCAAGAGGAAAAAACAGUCGGCCGGGUUCGCUGAGAGCAUGUUGAAGCUCGUGAGGACGCUGCCGAAGGUUCUUAAGUACUUGCCAAGCGACAAGGCUCAAGAUGCGCGGCUAUACAUCCUCAGCCUUCAAUUUUGGCUAGGUGGGUCGCCUGAAAAUCUGCGGAAUUUCGUGAAAAUGAUUGCUGGUUCUUAUGUCCCAGCACUGAAAGGGAUGAAAAUCGAGUAUUCGGAUCCAGUUCUGUUCUUGGAUAGUGGAAUUUGGCAUCCUUUGGCACCGUGUAUGUAUGAGGAUGUGAAGGAGUAUUUGAAUUGGUAUGGAACUCGGAGAGAUGCUAAUGAGAAGCUGAAAGGGCCUAAUUCACCUGUAAUUGGCCUGGUUUUACAGCGGAGCCACAUCGUGACAGGUGACGACAGCCAUUACGUGGCUGUGAUUAUGGAAUUGGAAGCGAGAGGGGCGAAGGUGAUCCCAAUCUUCGCCGGUGGGCUGGAUUUCUCAGGGCCCGUUGAGAGGUACUUGGUUGAUCCGAUUACCCGGAAGCCGUUUAUUCAUGCAGUGGUGUCGCUGACUGGGUUUGCGCUUGUCGGUGGGCCAGCGAGGCAGGAUCAUCCAAGGGCCAUUGAGGCAUUGAAGAAGCUUGAUGUGCCUUAUAUUGUAGCAUUACCGCUGGUGUUCCAGACGACGGAGGAGUGGCUGAUAAGUAGCUUGGGGUUACACCCAAUUCAGGUGGCGCUGCAGGUUGCGCUUCCGGAGCUCGAUGGUGGGAUGGAGCCUAUUGUAUUCUCUGGUCGGGAUGGACGAACAGGGAAAUCACAUGCACUUCAUAAGAGAGUGGAGCAGCUGUGCACCAGAGCAAUCAGAUGGGCGGAGUUAAAGAGGAAGUCUAAGGAAGAGAAGAAGGUGGCAAUCACAGUAUUCAGCUUCCCACCAGAUAAAGGAAACGUCGGAACAGCUGCCUAUCUCAAUGUCUUCGCCUCCAUCUUCUCCGUCGUGAAGGAACUCCAACGGGAUGGAUACAACGUUGACGGCCUCCCGGAAACAUCCGAGGCCUUGAUUGAAGAUGUAAUCCAUGACAAGGAGGCCAAAUUCAGCAGCCCCAACCUCAACAUUGCCUACAAGAUGAAUGUCCGUGAAUACCAGAAACUCACGUCCUAUGCCUCAGCUCUCGAAGAGAGCUGGGGAAAGCCACCAGGCAAUCUGAAUUCGGAUGGUGAGAACCUACUCGUCUAUGGCAAGCAGUAUGGCAAUGUAUUCAUCGGAGUUCAACCAACAUUUGGAUAUGAAGGUGACCCGAUGCGUCUUCUCUUCUCAAAGUCGGCGAGCCCCCACCACGGCUUCGCAGCCUACUACUCAUUUGUAGAGAAGAUCUUCAAGGCCGACGCCGUGCUGCAUUUUGGGACUCAUGGCUCAUUGGAAUUCAUGCCAGGGAAGCAAGUAGGCAUGAGUGAUGUUUGCUACCCAGAUAGCUUGAUUGGAAACAUCCCAAACAUCUACUACUACGCCGCCAAUAACCCGUCUGAGGCGACGAUUGCUAAGCGUCGGAGCUAUGCCAACACAAUCAGCUAUCUGACCCCGCCGGCAGAGAAUGCUGGCCUCUACAAAGGCCUAAAGCAACUCGCUGAGCUGAUCUCCUCCUACCAAUCACUCAAGGACACCGGCCGUGGACCGCAGAUUGUGAACUCGAUCAUCAGCACUGCAAAGCAAUGCAACCUUGAUAAAGAUGUCAGCCUACCUGAAGAAGGAGUUGAGCUGACAGGGGCAGAGCGGGAUCUCGUCGUCGGGAAGGUCUACUCCAAGAUCAUGGAGAUCGAGUCCCGUCUAUUGCCAUGUGGGCUACAUGUGAUAGGUGAGCCACCGUCGGCAAUGGAGGCAGUCGCGACAUUGGUGAACAUCGCCGCUCUCGAUCGCCCGGAAGACGGUAUAUACUCAUUGCCGGGGAUCUUGGCCGAGACGGUAGGCCGGGAAAUUGAAAAUAUCUACAGAGGGAACGAUAAUGGUGUACUGCAAGAUGUGGAGCUGCUCCGGCAGAUAACCGAAGCAUCGCGCGGUGCCAUCUCGGCCUUUGUCGACCGGACUACUAACAAGAAGGGUCAGGUGGUUGAUGUAGCUGAGAAGCUGGGGUCCAUACUCGGGUUCGGUGUCAAUGAGCCAUGGGUGCAGUAUCUAUCCAACACUCGAUUCUAUAGAGCUGAUCGUGAAAAGCUUCGCACCUUGUUUGAAUUCUUGGGAGAGUGUUUGAAAUUGGUGGUGGCUGAUAACGAGCUUGGGAGCUUGAAACAAGCUCUUCAGGGUAGUUAUGUGUUGCCAGGGCCUGGUGGGGAUCCGAUCAGGAAUCCUAAGGUGUUGCCUACUGGAAAGAAUAUUCAUGCACUUGACCCACAGGCGAUCCCGACCGUUGCUGCAAUGCAGAGUGCUAAGGUGGUGGUGGAUCGGUUGCUUGAACGACAGAAGGCUGAUAAUGGUGGAGAGUAUCCAGAGACGGUUGCGCUUGUUUUAUGGGGUACUGAUAAUAUCAAGACUUAUGGAGAGUCGUUGGCUCAGGUGAUGUGGAUGAUUGGUGUGCUGCCUGUCGCUGACACGUUCGGUCGUGUGAAUCGUGUGGAGGCUGUCAGCCUUGAGGAGCUUGGACGGCCUAGGAUCGAUGUUGUCGUGAACUGCUCUGGUGUUUUCAGGGACCUCUUCAUCAACCAGAUGAAUCUCCUCGACCGGGCGGUGAAGAUGGUGGCCGAGCUCGACGAGCCCGAGGACCAAAACUACGUAAAAAAGCAUGCUCUCCAGCAGGCCGAAUCCUUGGGUGUGACUGUCCGCGAGGCCGCCACCCGUAUCUUCUCCAAUGCCUCAGGUUCCUACUCCUCCAAUGUCAACCUCGCCGUCGAGAACUCCUCAUGGAACGACGAGAAGCAGCUCCAAGACAUGUACCUCAGCCGCAAGUCCUUCGCGUUUGAUUCCGACGCUCCUGGUGCAGGCAUGACCGAAAAACGCAAGGUGUUCGAGCUCGCACUCAGCACCGCCGAUGCCACAUUCCAAAACCUCGAUUCCUCUGAAAUCUCCCUCACUGACGUUAGUCACUACUUCGACUCGGACCCCACCAACCUAGUUCAAACACUUAGGAAAGAUGGCAAGAAGCCGAGCGCCUACAUAGCUGACACAACCACAGCCAAUGCCCAGGUACGUACAUUGUCCGAGACAGUCCGGCUCGAUGCACGGACCAAGUUGCUCAACCCCAAGUGGUAUGAAGGGAUGAUUUCGAGCGGCUAUGAGGGUGUUCGUGAGAUCGAGAAGCGGCUCACGAACACCGUCGGAUGGAGUGCGACAUCAGGUCAGGUGGACAAUUGGGUGUAUGAAGAGGCUAACACCACAUUCAUUCAAGACGAGGAGAUGCUUAAGAAGCUGAUGAGUACUAAUCCUAACUCGUUUAGGAAGCUUGUGCAGACAUUCCUAGAAGCUAAUGGACGUGGCUAUUGGGAGACUUCAGAGGAUAACUUGGAAAAGCUGAGGCAGUUGUAUUCGGAGGUGGAAGAUAAGAUUGAAGGGAUUGAAAGGUAGAGAUUUGAAGUGUUCAAAGGAGUCUUUUAAUCUUUGUUUCAUUGAUUGCAGAAUUUUGGGUCUUUGUUGUUACUCUCUUGGGGAGAAUUGUAAGUGACUUUGGGAGUGAAUGUAUGUAGAACAUGGAAGUCUUUCAACCUUGAUUGUAAUGUGAUUCUUUUCUGCGGUCAGUUUGA